GUUUACACAACUUUAUUCCUUUCUAUCCAUUCGGUCCAUCCAUCUCACAUCAUCCGUACUUGACGAGACUUCUCUACACUAAACGCGUUAUUUUUCCUCUUUGAUUCUACUCCAUACUGGCCUCGAACCGCGCGAACUCGAGAGUCAUAGAUGCGGGCGGAUACUGCAGCUUGAAUCGUACGAUCAGUCACGAUACUGGGGAGAUAAAAUGAAAGACCAUUCACGCCCUCCAUACUGAAUCCAUUUCAUCCCAUUCGGGUUUCAAACGGAAAUAUCAAGGAGUUAGACUAUGGCUGAACUGGAGCCCCUUCUGGAUAUGUGCGAAGAUGUCGUACCUAGGACAAACUGAUGAUCGGGCCAUCAGGCAGUUGGCGUGUAAAUGUAGUGUACCAAGAGAACAAACGGUUCACGUCGCAAAAGGGGGUCCGGAAGACUGCCGUGGAGCCGGAGGCUCCGCAGUCGGCUCUUCGCGGAUGGGGCCCCGAUGGGUCCUCCGAAUGGUGACAAGACACUUUAUUCUUGUGCAGAGGAGCCGCUCGCCAGUGUCACUGUUGCCGCGGCGCCGCUUCGGUCGCCCAACCCCUCCUCACCCUGCCCCUUCGCCGACUCUCCUCGCAAGCAAGCAACACAUCAUCAUUUCAGACAGACAAAAACGGCCACAUCGCUGCGCCCUCCCAAAAAAUUUCUCUCCAUCAAAAAUAUCCUCUCUGCGUCAGGCGGAGAACCCGAAAAUGGUGCCAUAGAGUGAUGUUCGGGCGUCCGACAGAAACCACACUAUCGGUUUUCCUUUUUGUUUUUCUUCUAUACGACAGCGGAUACACAACACUACUGGCGACUGGCAAGACCUCUAGGUCUGGAGAUAAUCUCAUCACCGCCGUUGUGGCGAAUAGAUGGACCGCACCCGAAUAACAGGGCCCCUCACUCACACAAAAUCGUCGCUUCGGGUACCCUGACCAGACGGCAGGGUCCGGGACAAGCCGCAAAGUUUGAUGUUUUAUUUUCAUUGCCCAUGUGUUUUUCCUCCACCACGUGCUUCGUUUCGAAAGCUCGGGUGUGAAUCAUCAUUCCUAUUAUUCUUUCCCCUCCUCCUUUGACACUUCAUCUGUCGCCGGAGCUUACAUAUCACCAAGCGUCGUUAUCCCCGGGUUGCUCGGAGAGAAAGGCCGAAUCUACUGUCGUGUAACCCGACGUUACUGCAUCCGUUCCAGAUUGAUAAAGUGUGCCAGAUCUCGGAUCCAUCUCUAGUGUAUCGCGGCCACACUUCCGGAUCUA
Molecule: messenger RNA, 1272 nt
Organism: Neurospora crassa OR74A
Lineage: Eukaryota; Fungi; Ascomycota; Sordariomycetes; Sordariales; Sordariaceae
Product: questionable protein
Exons: 2
Coding region: 327-743 (138 amino acids)
Source: RefSeq, a predicted model, not a curated record